This is a messenger RNA of Ostertagia ostertagi, 438 nucleotides long. The record is from the annotation of a GenBank genome assembly. Lineage: Eukaryota; Metazoa; Nematoda; Chromadorea; Rhabditida; Trichostrongylidae.
AUGCUGGUCUACGUAACCGAACUGAUGGAUGAGGAAAGGCGUAGACGAAUGAUAGAUAUCGGAAUUCAGACAGGCGUUCUGGCCAGGGUGCAACACAUAUACGAGACCGUCGACACGGACCUUCCUCCCGAGGUUGAGGUUGCACGGCCAGCUAUUCGUCUCAGCGAAGCGGAAAACGUCGACGACAGCUCCUCUCUUGAAAGCUCCAAAGCACCCUCACCACGCCCAUCGUCAAGCGUUUCGGUACCUCACUCACCAGUGGACCGACUCACUACGUCUCCACAACUACUGAGAACCAAACCCCCGACCCUCAGAAAGUUCCAAGCGCCUGCAGAAGUGCAGAACAGGGUAUCAGACCUGCGCUCGAGAUUUGAAAGAGGGAAGCCUGAUCUACGGGGAAGUCAAAGGCGGACUCGGUCGUCAUCCGCCGAGAGAUAG